CUUGUUCUCCCAGUACCUUUUUCUAACCUCCAACAGCACUAUUCUGACUACACAAUUCCUUCUUGUCAAUUCGACGUCUCUAUUUUGUUUAUUCAAGCGCCUCCCUCGUCUUUCUGUUCCUGUUCAUUCGCUUGCAUCCGGCCGAGGGGGCUUUUCAAGAGUAAUACGUAGGCGCUAUGUCUGGCGCAAGGCAUUGGGAGCAAGACAAAGAGGCCACCGUCUACAUCGGAAACCUCGAUGAACGGGUUACAGAUAGCCUGGUAUGGGAGCUGAUGCUGCAGGCCGGGCGCAUCGUUAACGUUCACCUACCGAAAGACCGAGUCACACAGUCGCAUCAGGGCUAUGGGUUCGUGGAAUUCAUCAGCGAGGAAGAUGCCGAAUACGCGUCACGAAUCAUGAACGGAAUCCGCCUGUAUGGAAAGCCCAUCCGCGUCAACAAAGCAUCCGCCGACAAGCAAAAGUCGGUGGAGAUUGGGGCAGAGCUAUUCGUCGGCAAUCUUGAUCCUAUGGUUACGGAGCAAGUUCUUUAUGACACAUUCAGCCGCUUUGGAAACCUGGUCAAUAUCCCCAAGAUUGCGCGGGAUGACAACAACCUGUCAAAGGGCUAUGGAUUUGUGUCGUUCGCCGACUUUGAGUCUUCGGACGCGGCCAUAACCAACAUGAACGGCCAAUAUCUUAUGAACAAGCAGGUCUCCGUGCAAUACGCCUAUAAGAAAGAUGGGAAAGGUGAACGCCACGGUGAUGAAGCAGAACGAAUGCUGGCUGCACAAGCUCGCAAACAUAACGUGCGCCCACCAACCCAGCCGCUACCUCCACAAUUCUCAAACCCAGGGACACCUAUGGUGCCAGCUGCGAUGGCCAACGGUGAUAGCUCUCGGCCAAUGAGUACUAAUCCACCAGACCUAAAUAUGGGCAGAGGUAUGGCUCCUCCGAAUGUACCGUUCCAAAACGUACCUCCUCCACAAGCAAGCCGACCCGUUCCACCUACAUCUCUGGCGAACCCACCCCCAGGUUUACCAGCACGGCCGCCACCUUCUCAGGCCGGAUAUGGCGGGCCGCAGUCCUUCCUCCCACCAGGAUUCAAUGGUGCUGGUCAACAACCUCCCUUCCCUCAAGCAGCACCUCCGCCAGGCUUUGCUCCACCGGGGUUCGGUUCACCGGCAGGAACACCUGGUCCCCCACCUCCGUUGCCCCCGGGAUUCCAGCAACCUGGCUAUGCGCGCGGGCGUUGAGCAUUCUAGGCCAACUUCCUUGGCUUGAACCGAAGACGAGGGGGUAUUUGAAAAGAACAAUUUCAUCAUCCUCAACCGUUACUUGGAUUGUCGGAUAAUGACUACUCGACUUGAUGUAACGACCCACAACCGAGUAGCUGUCAAUGCCCUACGGAAGAACGAGGGCCGCGCCCGAUAUUGAACGGCUUUAGAGGCAUCAACUCACAAGAGAACACUGAC
Molecule: messenger RNA, 1451 nt
Organism: Aspergillus welwitschiae
Lineage: Eukaryota; Fungi; Ascomycota; Eurotiomycetes; Eurotiales; Aspergillaceae
Product: U2 snRNP complex subunit HSH49
Exons: 3
Coding region: 177-1232 (351 amino acids)
Biological process (GO): positive regulation of mRNA splicing, via spliceosome
Cellular component (GO): U12-type spliceosomal complex; nucleolus
Molecular function (GO): RNA binding
Source: RefSeq, a predicted model, not a curated record